Molecule: messenger RNA, 1494 nt
Organism: Cyanistes caeruleus (blue tit)
Lineage: Eukaryota; Metazoa; Chordata; Aves; Passeriformes; Paridae
Source: RefSeq, a predicted model, not a curated record
AUGCUGCUCCCCUCCUCCCUCCCAGCAGCCCUGUUUCCGGCACAUGGCCGGCUCCGCUUCCCCGUGCCCGGCUCCCUCCAGCCUCCGGAGCGCUGCUGCGGCGCCCAGGGCCUCUCCUUCCCCCGGCCCGGCUCGGAUCGGAUCGGACGGAAGGGCUCGCCCGGGCGCCUCUGCACAGCAGAGCCGGCGGAGGAGGCUGCAGAAUUUCGCCUCCCUUCCCUCCCGCAGCACGUGUUGCUUUACCCGCUAGUGUCCAAGAGCCUGCGGAACAUCGCAGCAGGGAAGGACCCGCUGGAGGGGCAGCGGCACUGCUGCAGCAUUGCCCAGAUGCACGAGCACUACUCCCUGGGGUACCCCGACCUCGACGAGCUCCAGAAGAACCCCCAGCCCCUCAUCUUCGACAUCGAGGUGCUGAAGGUGGAGCCACCCGGCUCCUACCAGCAGGACCCAUGGGCCAUGACAGAUGAGGAGAAGCUCCAGGCUGUUCCCCAGAUCCACAAGGAAGGCAACGAGCUGUACCGGCAGGGCAAAGUGUCCGAGGCAGCUUCCAAAUACUACGAUGCCAUCGCCUGUCUCAAGAACCUGCAGAUGAAGGAGCAACCGGGCUCUCCGGACUGGAUCGAGCUCGACCAGAAGAUCACACCCCUGCUCUUAAACUAUUGCCAAUGCAAGCUGCAGUGUGAGGAGUACUACGAGGUGCUGGACCACUGCUCCUCCAUCCUCAACAAAUACGAGGACAAUGUCAAGGCCUACUUUAAGCGGGGCAAGGCCCACGCAGCCGUGUGGAACGUGGCCGAGGCGCAGGCUGACUUUGCCAAAGUCCUGGCUCUCGACCCCUCGCUGCGCCCCGUGGUCUCCAAGGAGCUGCGGAGCCUGGAAGCGCGGCUGCGGGAGAAGGAUGCCGAAGACAAGAUCCGCUUCAAGGGCAUCUUCUCCCAGUAGAGUCCGCAGCUGCAAGGGAGAGCCCAGCGCUCUCGGGACAGGUUCUUUUAGAUAUUCCACAUGUGGAAUGGUCAUGGAUGUUUAUUAAUGUUUAAUACAGAUUUUACUUAUUUGAAGUCAGUGGAAAUGGCCCUGGAGCUUGCCACGGAUUGGGGACACAGCCAGGCACUUAGGUGACAGCGUAAAGCAUCGCAGCACACGGCUGAAGCUGUUCACUGGGCUCUAGACUCUGCUCAUCGUCACGCCAGAGAUGCAUGGGUGACAAGAGCCCGCUGCUCCCUGCCAACUUUUAUCACUUAUUUGAUGAUUUUAUACUUUAUGAUGGCCAUGGAGGGGCAAUGCCUCAGCCCCAGCUCCAACCCAUUCAUGCCUGUUCUCCUCCGUGCCACGCCAUUGUCACUUCUCCAGGCUGCUGCUAUCAUCCCAAACCAGUGUCUCCUCAUGUCACGUCAGUGUCGGGAAUAUUUUAUAUAGAAUAACAGCUUGUUCCUGCUAUCUCUAUAAACCUCUGGUCAUGCUAUGCCAAGAUAAACUCAAGUAAAACCAGUCACA